This is a messenger RNA of Pediculus humanus corporis (human body louse), 282 nucleotides long. RefSeq lists its product as uncharacterized. Bases 1 to 282 code for a protein of 93 amino acids. Lineage: Eukaryota; Metazoa; Arthropoda; Insecta; Psocodea; Pediculidae. The record is from RefSeq and is a predicted model, not a curated record. The transcript is spliced from 6 exons.
AUGGCAGAUUUCCUUAGGAGUGGGAGUGGUGGUGGUGGCGGCGGAGUAUCUUUUUCCGGUAGAACUUUGAAAGAAUUAAAAUGUGUUCAUAUUCUUCUUCCUAUUUUUCUUACUUAUAUUUCCGUUUCCGAAGAAGGAGAAAAAAAAGUCAUUCGAAGAGGAGAUGAAUCGAACUUGAGAAAAAAUGAUGAGAUGUGUUGUUGUUGCAACAUAACAUCCUUGUUAAUAUUUGAAAUGGAUUCCCAACGCGAGACAAUUCAUUCGACUUUUCGAGAAACCUGA